UUUUCAUAAUCAUCCUUGAUGCAGGCCUCGCAUUAGUGACGUCAGUCGUAGCGGCGGGUCACCGACAACAGAGUGCAAGGACUCGUGUUGACAACAAAAGCCCCAACAGCUGAUAAGUUGGAUCAGUGUGUGCUGACUGCUCUCAAAUGUUCGUUGGACGCUGAGAGGAGAGGAUCUUAAAAAAAAAAGUGGGAUAAGUGCUUAAGGAUAAAGAGAAGAGUGGCUAAAAGGAGGAGAUUUGUUAUUGUGUUCGUCUGUGUGGAUCGUGUGACGAUCGUCCUGGAUCUUCGGAGCGGUAGUGCCUUCCCAGGAGCCAACACGGCGGGCAAUUGCAUGAGUCGAUCGCUGGUCAUGGGGCAGAAACUGUCCGGCGGCAUGAAGCAGAUUGCCAGAGAACCCCACAAGAUGAGCCAACGGGAGCUCAUCUACAGCGGCGAUCUGGUCAAGCCCAAUCGCCUGGACACCUUGCUGGACAUGCCCCCAGUGGACAAAGAAUUGCAGUACAAAUAUGCCUGGAACGAGGAGGACCGAUCGCUCAACAUUUUCGUCAAAGAGGAUGACCCCUCGACAUUUCACCGGCACCCGGUGGCACAGAGCACGGACUGCAUUCGGGGGAAAGUGGGUUUCACCCGGGGACUGCACGUAUUUGAGGUGUACUGGAACUCGCGGCAGCGCGGCACGCACGCCGUGGUGGGCGUUGCGACAGCCGACGCCCCGCUCCACUGCGUCGGGUACCAGUCGCUAGUCGGCAGCAACGCCGAAUCCUGGGGUUGGGACAUCUGUCGCAAAAAGGUCUUCCACGACGCCAAGCACAAAGCGGGCAUGUCCUACCCGCUCUUGCCCAACUCGGACAAUUUCCCCGUCCCGGACAAAUUCUUGAUGGUCUUGGACAUGGACGAGGGAACGCUUAGUUUUAUUGCCGAUGGACAGUUUCUCGGUGUGGCAUUCCGCGGCCUGAAGGGCAAAAGACUAUUCCCCAUCGUCAGCGCCGUCUGGGGACACUGUGAAAUCUCAGUCAGGUACCUUGGAGGCCUUGAACCCUCACCCCUCCCUCUUCAAGACCUGUGCAGGCGAGGCAUCCGGGUGUCGGUCGGCAAGGAAAACCUGGAAGACAUCUACCAGCUACCACUGCCCUCCAUGAUGAAACGGUACAUCCUCUACCAGUGAGCGCAUCGUCACCAACAACCAGCCCUCCCAAGAACGAAGAGGAAGAAACACGUCCGUUGAUGAUCUGCCACCCAAGCUCCAGACUUUCUUAAAUCUUUUUUAAAAAGAGAGAAAAUUUCAAGAUGAGAGCUGUUGGGAGAAGCCUGCCUUGCCUAAGAGAGUACUGUACUGAGGGUCGGUACUUUACUUAUGUGUGUAAAAAAAAAACAGUGAACAUGCUGCCAUUUCUGCGGUCUGAAUUUGGUUUUUUAUUUAAAAAAUUAAAGAAAUGAAAAAAAUAGGCAAUUGACGAUUCCGCUGCUGUGACAGAAAUGUUUUGUCAAUUUGAUGAAUUUAAUUGUGGAACGCUGCGAAGCUGAUAAAAUCAAAGAGGGACUGUGUAGCAAUCGCGAGAACGUGCAACUCAACUAAUUAAUUAAAAAGGGAAAAUUCGGAAAAAAGAUGAACAGCAACGGAGAUUUGAGGUCAGGGGCUGUAAGGUGAAAGGCCAUGAGGUUCUGGAAAUCUCAAAGAAAUCGAGUCUCCCAGUUGAGAGAAUACUGUCUCCGGCCUUUGAGUAUUUUGGUAUUAAGUGCUUUUCUUGAGGCACUGUUGCCACGGCGACUGGCUCAAGAGAUAACAGGUCCCUCCUCGAGGGAUGAAGUCUUCAAUAAGACUCUCCCCCCUCCUUCAGGGAAGAAUGGAUCAGGCCAAGAAACUGUGCACAGUAUUGCGCAUUCCCACAAGAGUGGACCAAUGCAUUUAGUAUUGCUGGGGGGAGGUGCAGUAUACCUCUAAAAAAAAAAGAGGACUCAUUCCAAAAAAGACAGAAGAGGAUAUCCCAAAAAAGAUUGUUCAAAUUGAAGGGUGGGCCUCGGAGAAUUGCAAAUUGGGGUUUUCACAGGAAAUUCUUUGCAGUUUUAAGCUCAAGAUGAGUGAUUUGCGUUUUCCCAGUUGCGAUUGCGACGCAACUGUUUGGCCCGGGGCACUUCCGACAUCAUCCGCUUUUCAGGACUGAUGGAUGACACGAAACAAAAUCUCCAAUUUCUUACUGUUGUUACUUCCACCUAAAGUGCAUUUCACAAAACUUGAGGUAAUUCUUUUUUAUACAUGAAGGACUACACACAGGGUCUUAAGAUUGUGUGACCAAUUUCUAAAUUUGUGAUAGAGACUCGUUUGUCAUUUCCGGAUCAAAAACUAGAAAUGGUUUUUUAAAACCACAAGCAUUUUUUACUUUAAAUUGUAUCACUGUUGUCAAACCAGCAAGUUGCCUUUUUAUGACUUAAAUAUAAUUACCCAAUCCCAUUUAGUAAAAACUGAAUAACAUACACGCAUCAUUUAUAUAUUGCAUAAUUUUUUUUAAACCAUUUUCUAGUAAGCAACUUGAAAUUUAAAAACCACCGUUUCAUGAGAACAGUACUGUUAACAAAUCUGUAUAUUGGAAAAUACUGAAGCCUCAACAAGUCUGUAAUGUUUUCCAUCGACAUUUAAAACAAUCUUCUUAAGCAACUUGACUCCAUUUAAAGGCUUUUGAGAGAUUUAGCACAUUGUAAGUUCAUGUAUUGUAUUUGCAUCACCAGUUAGUUUCCACGGUAACAUAUUCCAUGAAUCACAUUUUUAAUUUUAACUCGUUAUGUUUUGAUGUGUUUUAAUGUGCAUUGCCUGGUCAGUGUCAAACACAAACAGCUUUUUGUUGACCAGAGAUGUUUCAGGGUUUUAUGUUUCAGAAAACAAGUUUUUUUGUUGUUUUUUAAGUAUUUAUCAAUGCAAUUUUGAUUUGUCAGUGUACUUCUUAAAAACGUGGUUUCAGCUUUAAUCAAUUUCAGUCGUGUGCCCUCAAGAAAAUUAUUAAUACAUGUAUGCAGGGCCCAAGGGAAGGGAAUGAAUUUCUCGCUUAAAAGAAUGGGAAAAAUUUCAGUGCUAAAUGCAGGGCACCAGACUUCAUGACACGGUAGCCACCAGGGUUGGCACACACACAUUUGAAUGCGGCUGAAAGUGGGGCAACCAACCAAAAUAGGCUGGCACCAUCCUAGAAGCUGACAUGUUAGGGUUACACCAUUCACGAAUGUCAUUUAAGAUAUAUAUACAGCCGCAUAACCAAACAAACAAAAACACCCAGUAUUGGCAUUUGUGCAUGCGUAUUCUUUUCAAAAAAAUGUCAUUUUUUGUACAAAAAAAAACAUCUGAGGAAUUAUGCUCUGUAAUAAUAUAAAUUGUAUUCGGGUAUUGUAAAGGCGGAAAAAGAAGAAAAAAAGUCGUUGAUGGAGUUGAUUACAUUAUUGCUGUAUACAGAAUAAUAACAAUAAUUAAUGUAUGAAUAUUUAUAUUUUGCCGUAUUUAUUCAAUGAACUCGGAAGUGUUGGACAAGAUGGAAAAGUGCUGCCGACCUUAAAACCUGAAAUUCACAUGUAUUAAAUUUGCUUUGCAUAUCACACACUAAAAAAAACAGAAAAAAAAGUAUUUAAAAAUGUUCCACUGUCUGUUUUUUAUUCCAACUAGGUGCUACUAGUCUUGUCUGCAACUCAAGUGAUAUUAUUUGUGUAACGAAUUUAACUAAAUUAUUGGCGAGAUCUUUGAAUUUAAAAAAAGAACUCACAAAUUGUGUUUUAAAGCGAAACAACUUAGCUGAUGCAAGUAUUGUUCUCAAUGCAUCACUGUGUGUGACACUGUAACAUGUGCAAUCAUUGGAGACAAAACGUCUUCACAAAUCUUGCUAUGAUAAUAUUUAACACAUUUUUGGUCAGAUUGUUUUUUAGAAAAAAACUUUCAAAAGUGUGUCUUUAACAUACACAAUUCAACGGUGAUAUCUUUUUGUCUUGAAAAAUCAAAUCAUUUGGUACAUUUUCACAGCUUCCAGAUUACGAUAAAGUACAGCCUUGAAUUUAGAGAACAACUCACUUUGCCUUCAUUAAGAAAAUUAGAUCCAUUUGAAAUUUGAUUUGAGUAAUUUCAUAUAAAGUUUGGCAAGCACAAGUAUUGAACGAAUUGUAUUUUCAAGAAAUUACAUUCUCUUUUUAACUCUUGGAUAUGCCUAAUGUACUGAAACAGCCAGACAAGACUACUUUUUACUAAGGCAAUAUUGUCAGACAAAUACUGACAGUUCAAUUUUUUGUACAUUUACUGACAUGACAUCAUGUGUUUAAAAGACUAUAGAAACUGUUGUAUAUGUAGAAUUUUUUUUAAACUGUCUUUAACACUGGAGGUGUGUGUGCGUAACCAUGUAUGUGAUACAUGUCAGCCUGUUUGACAUGUGGGUGACUGUUUUCUCUGGUCAGAUUUUCAUCGUUCAUUUGUUUUUUUCUUUAAAAAGUAUUGACGGUUUUUAAGUGCUCAACUGUUGUGUCCAUUUUUUAAAAAGACAAAAAUAUUUGUUAACAAAAUUGUGUUUAUUGUAAUUAAAGUGUAUGCCAAACCGAUUUCUGUUCCACUUUAAUAUUAAAACACCUUUUGCAAAUAUUUUGAGAAUCAA
This is a messenger RNA of Patiria miniata (bat star), 4615 nucleotides long. Its product is annotated as protein gustavus-like. The record is from RefSeq and is a predicted model, not a curated record. Gene Ontology annotation, molecular function: protein binding. Gene Ontology annotation, cellular component: SCF ubiquitin ligase complex. NCBI's taxonomy places the organism in Eukaryota, Metazoa, Echinodermata, Asteroidea, Valvatida, Asterinidae. Gene Ontology annotation, biological process: proteasome-mediated ubiquitin-dependent protein catabolic process; intracellular signal transduction.